Molecule: messenger RNA, 1029 nt
Organism: Cylicocyclus nassatus
Lineage: Eukaryota; Metazoa; Nematoda; Chromadorea; Rhabditida; Strongylidae
Source: the annotation of a GenBank genome assembly
AUGCCGCAGAAAUCUCGUUCCAAGAAGGAUCAUCGUGUGUUGCUACUGACCAUUGACGACAUUCUCGUACAAAACCGCAACAUUUUGCCUGACUCAUACGGAGAGAAACGAUUCACUUCAAAUGCGAAGAUGCUCCGGACACUCGUUGUCGCUCUUUUGCUGCCUGAAGUUACCUUUGGUAUACUCAACGGGCUUUCUGUUAGUCCCUCGGAAACUCGAUCCCUAGUGAAGCUCUCACCGACAUUUUCAUUCUAUGCUCCAGAUGAGUUCGCUGUCUGUGGAGGAGUUUUGAUAUCGCAAACAGUUGUGCUCACCGCUGCUCACUGUGUGAUGGAGGAGAAGGAGUAUAGUCCCCUGGUCGAUGUAACAAUGAUAGAUUAUCAUCCAGAGGCUCCUGAGAAGAAAAAAUUGGCGCCUUCGGAAUUCAUAGAAGUUUUUAGCGGAUUCGAUGACAAUGUACGCGGUGAUAAAGACGUUGGCUUCGUUUUUAUACCUAAAACCUGGAAAUGUCGUAAUUCUUCUGGUCCGCACGUAGCGCGAUUACCUCCUCAGAUCCUUCAGAAGGCUGGGCUCAAAGCUAAGGAGAAGCCUAUUACUGAUAAAGAGAUAGAGAAGGCUGAGUGUUAUGCCCUAGGAUGGGGAAUGACAGAAGAUGAAGGAUAUGCGACGAAACCUCAACGAAUCUACCUCCAUGUAGAAAGAGAUAUUUAUAUCGGGUUAUUAGGUUAUCCAGUCAAUUCUACUAAAGCCUGUCAGGGCGACUCAGGCAGCCCCGUUUAUUGCUCCAUACGUGGUAGAAAGUACUUGAUUGGUGUGAUGACCGAUGUUGGAGCAUUCAGUCCAGUUGAACUUGGGCGUGACGACAAUAUUAACUGCGAGAAAUACGAGUUCGUGAUCAUUGCUGAUAUUCGAGCUAGUGCACAGAAAAUCAUCGACAUUCUGAAGACAAGAAAUGAAGUGGAUCGAAUGCUUGAAUCGCAGAAAAACUGUGUCGAAGAAAUGUGAUUGAUUCCAGCCUUUCCAUGCCUU